AUUACCUUGUUUCCAAUGUUACCGUUUGGUGGAAUAUUAAACAGACACCAAAAUUAAAUUAUCAAUCCCCAUGAUCAUGAAACUAAUAAACACCUUAAUCAAUAAUUAGCAGCCCUCUUAGGUUUCUCACCGGACUCAUCUCCACUAUAAAUUAUUUCCCAAAUCCUCGCAUUUUCUUCACUCAGUCAGCCCUCAGAUUUUCACCAAAGACAAAUUCAUACACAUAUUCCAUCGGUAGUAGUAGCAGUAAAGUACAAUGGCUUCCCUAAACGUGGCUUUCCCGGUGGCAGUAUGCCUAAUAUUCUUGGCUGCAGACCACGCACUUGCAGCAAGAAACGUGAUUAAUCCCAUGCAGCCAGGCUACAACAUCCCAAUCACCGCAAGGAUCAAAACUGGAAACGAAGGGGAUGGUGGAUUAGCGGAUUGCUGGAAUGCCCUUGUGGAGCUGAAAUCAUGCUCCAAUGAGGUGGUUCUGUUUUUCCUGAAUGGGCAGGCUGAUAUAGGGCCCGACUGUUGCAAAGCCAUUGCCACCAUUACACACCACUGCUGGCCUGCAAUGCUCACUUCUAUUGGUUUCACGGCUGAGGAGGGUACCAUUUUGCGACGCUACUGUGAUGCCGCUGCAUCUGCUACUAGUACUAAUUCCUCCGCCCCUGCUUCGCCACCUCUUGCUGCCACCGCCACCACGCCUGUUCCUCCCGCCCACUAAUGCCACGCUUGUCACCUCCUGCCAA
This is a messenger RNA of Pyrus x bretschneideri (Chinese white pear), 734 nucleotides long. RefSeq names its product egg cell-secreted protein 1.2-like. The coding region runs from base 257 to 709 and encodes 150 amino acids. The record is from RefSeq and is a predicted model, not a curated record. NCBI's taxonomy places the organism in Eukaryota, Viridiplantae, Streptophyta, Magnoliopsida, Rosales, Rosaceae. Gene Ontology annotation, biological process: double fertilization forming a zygote and endosperm. The transcript has a single exon.